Messenger RNA from Durusdinium trenchii, 1501 nucleotides. The record is from the annotation of a GenBank genome assembly. Lineage: Eukaryota; Dinophyceae; Suessiales; Symbiodiniaceae.
UUAAUCCAAGUCCGGUGGUGGUGGUGUCAAACAUGAUUUACAACAGCUGGACUCUAUUGGUGUUCACGGGUGAUGGGGUGUUGACCCAAACCCUCAAUAUCAUUCAAAAUCAAGUGUGGCUCCAAACUAUCAGAACAGGGCUGAAGCAUUGAGUUUGCAUCUUGUCACAUCCUGAUGUCAGGUGCAAAGAUCACAGGACAUCCUUUUGGUGCCGACAGGUCGGCUAAGGUGGCCAAAAGCCAAUGUCUGGGUGACCACAGGAGCCCGUCCCAUGGUGAGAUGCACCGUCCCUUCAGUCAUUUCGGGUCGAACUAUUCCACCCGGUACGAUCUACAAAAUCAGGCCUUGCAUUUUGCCUCGCUAUGGCAGCUUAUCCUUCGAUGGCUGUUCCACAGGCGGGCUACGGCUACUAUGACCCCUCUUAUGCUGGCUAUGCAGCAGCACCUCCCGGCAUCCAGAUGUCGAAAGAGCAAAAACAAGAAGCCAGAAUGGCACGAAAGGCCAAGAAGCUGGAGGAAGCCAGCAAGCGAUGUGAAAAGCUCCGUGAGAAGCAAAAGGAGCAGCAGGCGAAGGAUGCUUCUUGCUUCUUGAUCUUCAUGUCCAUCGGCUUCCUUGGGCUUGGAACUCUCAUGGGCUUGACGAUCGUCGGGUCGUCCUGGGGGAGCAAGGAGUUCACCGGCCUCGGUGUUGGAUUGGUGACAAUGCACAGUUCGCUUUUCUCCAUGAAGAUUGACAUCUCCUGCGACAAGUCCUUCAUGCUUGAAGAGGGCUUGUGCAAGAAGGUCUUGAAGCCUUUCGAGGGAACCCACGACCUGCAGCGUGUGCAGGGCAAUGCCUGCGCUUUGGUGCCUUCCGCCUGCGAAGUGCUCGGGCGUUGCUACUAUGCCAGUAUCCCGCUCUUCAUUUGCAUUGCCCUCAGCGUCCUGUCCAGCUUCUCAGCCGCUUUUUGCCUGUUCACGUACUCCAAAUCUGUCGCUGACCCUGCCCUGCGACAAUGGGCCAAUGCCUUCACGUUAGCCACGCCCGUGCUGGCGACCGGUGGCAUCGUCACCUGGGCAGUGAUGAUGCCGGACCUCGGGGAGAUCCCACGCUCCUGGUCCACCCUGGCCAUGGGCUUUGGAUUAUCAGACGCCUUUGGGUACACGGAAACCCGUGACUUCCAGUUCGGCUGGACGUUCUUCGCAGCUUGUAUCAUCGACUUCUGCAUGAUCAUCACAGGCUUCAUCUGGUUCUGCAUGUUCAGACGCUCCGACGACGAAGACGAGGUCAUCCAACAGGCGGCCAAGGACAAGGCCUUUUGUGAUGAGUUGGAGCGGGAUCGUGGAGCUCGCAUGGACUAUGGCGCCACCGGCACUGGCGGGAAGAAGGGCGGCCAAGCGGCUGCGGAAGAAGCCAUGGACUGGGGCCAAGCGGCUGCCGACAAAGACUGGGUGCCAUAAGAGACACGAGGAAGGAGGGCAGACGGGACGAGACAUCCGAGCAGUGAUCUUUCGCAACGAAA